AUGGGAGAAUUGGUUAUAAAGACGAUCUUUCAUUUAUUUGAAUGUUUUCGAAGUUUUAUUUGCAGGCAAGGAUUCCCUAAAGAAAACGGUUCUUCCGUUAAUUAA
This is a messenger RNA of Nezara viridula (southern green stink bug), 105 nucleotides long. The record is from the annotation of a GenBank genome assembly. NCBI's taxonomy places the organism in Eukaryota, Metazoa, Arthropoda, Insecta, Hemiptera, Pentatomidae.